This is a messenger RNA of Eremothecium gossypii ATCC 10895, 1605 nucleotides long. RefSeq names its product replication fork barrier binding protein FOB1 (gene FOB1). The record is from RefSeq and is marked provisional. The transcript has a single exon. Lineage: Eukaryota; Fungi; Ascomycota; Saccharomycetes; Saccharomycetales; Saccharomycetaceae. The coding region runs from base 1 to 1605 and encodes 534 amino acids.
AUGGUGGACAUAAUGAGCAGCCCAAGUAAGGGUGUCAAUGACAGCCAGCCAAUGUUUGUUUACCAAUACAUCACCGAUGAGGGAUUCAAAGUUCCGCAGACGGACUUAAAUCUUUACCAGCUGGACGGCAGCCUGGAGCAUGAGUGGAUUGAUAGAGGCCGUGGAGAACUACGGAAGAUAAUGAAGACUGUCAAGGGACAACUGACACAGGAGAUUUACGACCUGAUUGCAUCGGAUACCCUUUCUACGCAAAAGCUAUUGGAAUGCUGCGACAAGGUCACUCCAAAUACUGUAGAAAACAAGUAUGUGUUGCUAAAAAGGCGUUACGUGGCCAAGGGAGGUAUUGUGAUUGAUCGGAAACGGAAAGAUGCUCCUGUGAUUGAGCCUGAUAGUCUUUUCGAUAUGAUCAUGUCUGCGCAUCUUAUCAACGACCAUAUGCCUUGGCGCAAAGUAUAUCAGCAUAUGAAAGGUCUAUAUGCUAAUGUGACUCGAGAGCUGACGAACAUGGUUACUGGUUAUUGCUCUCAUUGUAAUAUGGAUCGUAGCGUCAGGCGGUUCUCGCGGUACAAGCAUUAUAAUGUCCACGAGAAACUCAUGCCUCUAGAAAGAUGCCAUGUAGAAGUUUUUGCACCAUUUGAUGACGAGGGGGUUGAGAAGAUUCAGGGCAAGUACAGUCAUCUCCUUUAUUGCCGUGACUACCACUCACGCUUUAUUUGGCUUCUUCCAUUAGAGGGUAUAGCGUUCCGUUAUCUACUUCCUGCGCUAGCGCAAUUGCUAUGUACGAUGAUAAGGGUUCCAAUAUUCCUUGAGACUGCGACAUUGGAUAGGCAGGACAUGUUUGAUAUAUGUGAAGUAAUUGCUCGAAGGUACAAGUUCAAGAUAGGAUUGGGAUUGAACAGUGGGACUGAAUUUCAGAAAAAUGGUAUUAAAAGAGUAAAACAGUUACUAAGCGAAUAUAAGGAGGAAUGUCAAGAUGAUUGGAAUAUGUGUUUACGUCUAGUUCUGAGUCGCGUUAAUCAGACAUAUGCGGACCGUGUAAGAGGUAUACCGAGUGAUUUAUUAUGCAAUGAAAUUCCAAAUAUAUCCAUGAAGUUUAAGCAGAAACAGAAGAAAAUUAUAGACCAGUUAUAUGCACACCAUGUGGUACAUUUCAAAGAAGCAGGAGGUAUGAUCUACUUGGAAGAUGAGGAAAGUGCUUUUGUUAUGGAUGACCCUGAUGAUGAUUGCACGCCAGUUCCAGAAGAGCCGCCAGUCGCUAGCGACUCUAUACAAAAUUCUGCGACUAUAUUAACUCCCAUAACUAGUACUCAGAUUACAGAGAACGAGGUAGCCCGUCAAGAUCCUGAUCAGCUUGAGAUACGCCCCCCUUCCCAGAAUAACGAGUCUUUGUCGGAUCGUGUUUCGUCCGAAGAACCGCCAGUGUCGAAAGAAAGGAAAAAGCGUAAAAUAUCCAAAAGGGCUCUAAAAACCGCUUCUUCUCCAUCGCCCAAUGUAAAUGAAGAGUACUAUAAUAACAGCGAGCUUGCUGGCCCCGGGAGCUCUUUUUUCAAAAAUAUCUCUACUUCUCAAGAGCCAAGGUAUGGCGACGUAUCGCUUGAGCUGUGA